AUGAAUAAUCAAAAAUCAGAUGAUGAAAAAUACAAAAAAUUUUAAUGCAAAAUUUGCUUAGAUUUAGCCACAGAGCCAGUCAUCACUCCAUGCGGUCAUCUUUAUUGUUGGCAGUGUAUAUAUACCUGGGCCUAAAAGAAGAAUCCAUUACAAUGUCCAUAUUGUUCCAAUGUCUUCGAAUUAGACAAGGUCACAACUAUCUUCACAGGGGAUUCACAACAAUCAAAGAAAUCAGAAAUUCCAAAACGACCCACAAAUCCAAGACAAGAAUAGACCAACUAAUAACAACAAUUUGGAAACUUUUCAUUUGGCUUUGGUUUUGGAAUGCCAUUCAUGAUGAUGUCCAAUUUCAAUUUUGGAUAAGGACAAUAGGCUAAUGCAAGGGGUUUUAUGUUAAUAUUCUUUCUUGGAUUUAUAAUGAUGAAUUUGCUUCCCAUCCUCAAUUUCGAUUUCUAUUUUUCAGAAACUUCCCAAUAAACAUAAAGAAGGUCAAGGAGACAUCAAGACAAAAAUGAUGAUUAUUUUACAAUUUUUGGUAUUGGCUUAGCCAUUACACUUGGAUUUGCUGGCCUUAGCUAUUUAGUUAAAAGGAUUUUGAACAAAUGA
This is a messenger RNA of Paramecium tetraurelia, 606 nucleotides long. RefSeq lists its product as uncharacterized. The transcript has 2 exons. Gene Ontology annotation, cellular component: endoplasmic reticulum. Gene Ontology annotation, molecular function: ubiquitin protein ligase activity; ubiquitin-like protein conjugating enzyme binding. Lineage: Eukaryota; Ciliophora; Oligohymenophorea; Peniculida; Parameciidae. The record is from RefSeq and is a predicted model, not a curated record. Gene Ontology annotation, biological process: ubiquitin-dependent protein catabolic process.